Molecule: messenger RNA, 3265 nt
Organism: Liolophura sinensis
Lineage: Eukaryota; Metazoa; Mollusca; Polyplacophora; Chitonida; Chitonidae
Exons: 18
Coding region: 2-2158 (718 amino acids)
Biological process (GO): proteolysis
Molecular function (GO): metalloendopeptidase activity
Source: RefSeq, a predicted model, not a curated record
GAUGAAGUGCGCCCGGUUGUGUUCCUAUCAUCAAAACAACCUAAAACAAGCACUGAGAAAUUCUUCAUCAGGAUCGUACUAUGUAUUAUUACCAGAAAUUCCUCCAGACACACCGGAGACAAAUGAGGUUAUGCGUGUGGCUGACUUUCCAGACUUCCAGUCAGUUACACCUGAUAAGAUCAUUACAGGAUGUGCCAAACUUGCCAUAGAAUAUGAAACCUACCUAGGCAAACACUUGGAAGAUUUGAAAGAUCAGAAAAAGCCGAAAGAUUUUGAGUGCGUCUUCCAGCCUAUAGAGGAGAUAGCAGUACCAUUAAAUUAUGCAUGGAGAACAGCCAAAAACUUGAAUUAUGUUCACAGAAACCCAGGUUACAAGCAAGCUUUUCAGAGGAUUCACCCUCAGGUAGAAAGGGCGAAGAAUGAGCGCUGGAUCAGUGAGACACUCUAUAAUUCAGUAAAAGAAGUUCAUGCAAACCGUGAUAAUCUUACAGAAUUCCAGCGUCGCUUGACAGAAAUGUAUCUGUUAGAGGCUCGUUUAAACGGCGUGGAGUUGGUGGGUUCUGACAGGAAGCGCUUCAUGGAGACCCUUAAGCGACUGUCUGUGGAACGAAGCAACUUCAGAAACAAAGUGAUGAUCUGUCAGCGGCUUUUCUCUCAUGCCACAGAUGACAUCUCCAUGAUUCAAGACUUUCCUCCUUCAUUGUUAGCGGCCAUGUCAGAGAACAAACUGAAUCCCAGACAAGGGCCGUGGAAAGUUACCCUUCAACACAAUGUUUACUUGCCCUUUAUGGAGAACUGCUCCAAGAGAGAGUUACGAUGGAAUGCAUGGCAUGCCUUCAACAACCGAGCCGCCGAUAACUUUGCCGAUCAGAAUUUAGGAAAUCAUAAAAUAAUCAAUGAGAUAAGAAUGUACAGGUCAGAUAUUGCUAAAUUAUUAGGUUAUGAAAACUUUGCUCAGAUGUCCAUGGAGACCAAAAUGGCUGGCAGUGUGGAGAAUGUGGUCAACUUCUUGGAAAGUUUGAAAACAAAGUUUAAAAUGAAAGCUGAGGAUGAAAUUGCUGAGCUCCAGGAGUAUGCAAAGUCCACAGGCUUCAAACAGCGCCUGCAGAUGUGGGACCUCUAUUACUAUAGACAGAAGCAGAGGACAGAGCUGUAUCAGUUGGAUGAAGCAGAAAUCACUCAGUAUUUCCAGCUGAAUCAUGUCCUCAAUGGUUUGUUCAGCAACUGUAAACGUCUGUUUGGCAUAACCGUGAAGGAUUGCACUGACAGCGUUCCAGAGGCAUGGAAUUCUGAAGUCAAAUUUUAUAACAUCUAUGAUGAAGAUGGUACAUACAUUUCCUCCUUCUACAUGGAUCCGUUCGGGCGACAGCAGGACAAGCUGGGUGGAGUUUGGAUGGAGACUGGUGGAGAGCGCAGUUCACACUUAGGCACCAAGCCCUUCUCCUACCUGGUAAUGAGUUUGCCCACCCCUGUUUUUAGCAACGUUUCCCCACUCAUGACACUUGCUGAUGUUUCCAUGCUCUUCCAUCAGUUUGGACAUGGCCUUCAGCAGCUGCUCACUGUCGUGCCGUACAGCGAGAUAUCUGGUCAGAGGAAUGUAGAGUGGGAUGCACUGCCUGUGUGUGCCACCUUCAUGCAGCAGUGGCUGUACCUGCCACAGACAUUACAGGAAAUCACAUGUCAUCAGGAAACUGGCCAACCCAUGCCACAAGAUCUCAUUGAGCGCAUCAUAAAAGCGGAAAAGCAUAUGUGCAGUUAUGACAUGAUGAGACAAGUGUAUUUGAGUGCCUUUGACAUGGAGAUCCACAUCAGUAAGGAGAAUUGGUUUGAGUUGAUGGAGCGUGUGUGGGCCCAGUACAUGCCCCUCCCCCUCAAUGACCAGGACAACCACCCCUGCUCCUUCACACACAUCUUCUCAGACCAGUACCCAGCCGCGUAUUACUCCUACAAGUGGUCAGAGAUGAUAUCAGCUGAUGUUCUUGGUGCUUUUCUUGAGGUGGGACUUGAUGAUGCAGAGAAAGUAGCCGCAGUAGGGAAAAGGUUUCGGGAGACAUUCUUGUCUCUGGGCGGUGGAGUUCCAGCAAGUGAAGUGUUCCGUCGUUUCCGGGGGCGUGACCCGUCACUGAAUGCAUUGCUAGAGUUGUAUCAGUCAAAGUGACUCUAACAUGUGUACUUUAAGGUGUAUUUGAUUUGGAAUCAAAUCUGUCUGGAGUGCUGUGCAUGGAUGAAAGAGUUUGUUGACCAUGGAUGUGACAAUUUGUGUACAUUUAAGCGAUGCUUACACAAAUCAGUGAUGUGCAGCGAAGGUUGCUCUUGUCCCACUGGUCUCAGCUGAGUUCGAUGACAAACUCCAAAGUCUCGCAAAUCAAGAAAUGACAGGGUCAAGCCAAAGAAGUAUCAAGUCCCUGUUGAUCACACGGUUGAUGAACAAUGUGAUGUACCCUGUAUGAAAAGGUAUCCAGCACAUUUUCUGACAUGAGCAGGAAAGUCAGACUUAGUACAUACACAUGUACAUGACAUUCUUGUUGAUAACAUAUACUUUGUAUGUAUGCAAGAAAACCUUCAUACUUUGCAAUGAUUGUGUAUUUUUUUCUUAACUUAACCUUUUGCUGAGCCGUGAGCAGCUUGGUGCCUGAUUGUCAAGUAAGGCAACACCAAUUUUAGUUGGUUGUUUUACCAGCAAGCCGAUUUUAAAAGAUCCAGAAAAGGAAUUAAAAAUAUAAUUAAUCAAUUUAUUUGGCUGCGAUCUUAAUGUUCUUUUGUGAUUUUCCUAUUUUUCAAGGCUUUCCAGUCACAUUAACAUCUUUUUAACAGGAACAGUUGCUGGGACAGCAUUACCAUCUGAGAACAUAGAAUAAACAUUCAUUUUGCUCAUAAAACAAAAAUUUUAAUUGGUGUGGCCUAAUUGACAAAAAGUGACGUAGUGCUCCUCUGGGUUUCAAUGGUCUCAAGAUCCUGAUUGCAAUAAUUAUUGCAUGAAUAAAACAUUUAUAUUGAGUUAGCAUAUUGUGUUCAUGCAAGUGAAAUAAUUUUGAGGAAGGCCAUUUAAUUGAAAUUAUCUUAAGCAAAGGUGCAUGUAAGUGAAGCCAUUCUGAGUAAGUCAUUAGAGACUAAUAUUAAUGAUAAAUGGUGAUUUGGUAGGAAGUUGUAUUAAAGACCUAUCAUUACCAGUGAUGUCAGCAUAUGAGAGUUUGCUAAGACUCCAAAUGAUGUCAAAGGAUCAGAUUAUGAGCAUCAUAUCUCAUCCAUCCAAAAUGCCACAAGU